CGAGCGCAGCCCGGGCAGGAGCGGACGGCGCAGGAGAGGCAGGCUGCGGCGCGCGUCGGAAAGGCUCCUGAGAAAGUCCCACGGCCCAGGGACUUUCGAAAGGAGAGAGCUGGAGACUCCGGGUGCGCAAGUCUGCGAGUAAGUGUUCCGCCCGGCACCUGUUUCUCUGGAGCCACUGCCUUUCCUCCCCUCGGAACCGCGCCUCCCCAGACACCAGCCCGCUCCCGCGAUGAAUCCGGCGCUGGGCAACCAGACCGACGUGGCGGGCCUGUUCCUGGCCAACAGCAGCGAGGCACUGGAGCGCGCGGUACGAUGCUGCACCCAGGCGUCGGUUGUGACCGACGACGGCUUCGCCGAGGGCAGCCCUGACGAGCGCAGCUUGUACAUCAUGCGAGUGGUGCAGAUCGCGGUCAUGUGCGUGCUCUCGCUCACCGUGGUCUUCGGCAUCUUCUUCCUCGGCUGCAAUCUUCUCAUCAAGUCCGAGGGCAUGAUCAACUUCCUGGUGAAGGACCGGAGACCGUCUAAGGAGGUGGAGGCGGUGGUCGUGGGGCCCUACUGACAGGCCCUCUGGCCCCAGCCGCAGCCGCCCCCACGUCUCCCCACUUUGCCGGCCCGGCUGCGCCCCUCACCAUCAGAGACGGGGCGAAGCAAACCUGUCGGAGUCAAAUAUUUCUCUUGACUUCUUCCUUUCGAGAUGAAGCGACCGGUUUCUCUCGGCCUCUGAAAGUUCCCAUGCCUGAAGGAGGAAAGCUCCUGACUUUGGGACAUAGCAGCAAGUGGCAAGAGGAGGGUGAUUAGGGUGCAGAACUUUGGAAGCUGCCGCUUGCGUGGGACGUGGGGAGACAGGCGGGACGAAGGACGCUACCCACCCGCAGGUGGGCCCAGCGCUGGGGGCAGGUGGAGCGGAUGGGCAGGGGAGAGACCCAGAGACACCGAUCAUCUGGUGACCGGAAAAUGACUCGCUUAUAUGCCACGCAGCAGACCCCAGGGGAACGCACAAAUUCGUGUCCGGGUAUGCACCCGCUCUCUCUCCUGCUGCCUCCAGCCCGGGCGGGAAGAGGCGAUAAAUACCUUUGAUUGAUUGUAACGUGUUUUAAGGGAUUUUGUUUGCUUGUAUACAAAUAUUUGAUAAGUCCUUUUCUGCCCCAGUGGCCUGUUUGCCUGCCGGGGGUAGAGUUUUGUCUUGGGAGAAGGGGUGGGGGGCGGGGAGCCUGCGAAUGUGAACGGGGUGAUUGUUUCUUUUAGCGCAUUUCCAACUGGGUCUUUUUCUUUUUG
Messenger RNA from Nycticebus coucang (slow loris), 1275 nucleotides. RefSeq names its product reprimo, TP53 dependent G2 arrest mediator homolog (gene RPRM). Lineage: Eukaryota; Metazoa; Chordata; Mammalia; Primates; Lorisidae. Gene Ontology annotation, biological process: regulation of mitotic cell cycle. The transcript has a single exon. The coding region runs from base 230 to 559 and encodes 109 amino acids. Gene Ontology annotation, cellular component: cytoplasm. The record is from RefSeq and is a predicted model, not a curated record.